ACGUACGGUCGGCACCCACAGUCAGGAAUACCGAACCGUGGCGAAUCGUCCCGAAACGCGCGCGACACGGACGAUGUGCGAGGGAGAGCGGUCGCCGAUUUCAGCGCCUACCGCUCGCCGCGGAAGUUGACACGACGUCGUGAUAACAAAAAUCAUCUCCGCCCGUCCAUAACCAACGCUAUCCAUCGUCCAUUUUUGUUUUCCCGUUUUUCAAUUUUUAUUAUCACUUAAACUACGUUUCGUUUUAUUUUUUCUGUUAUGUUUUAAUUUCGUUCCCCGCAGACGACGGACGGCGGUUGUCCCUCAUCUUUUCCCGAAAUAAAAUCCACCGUAUUUUUUUUUUAUCCUUCUCGCCUUUUCGUCCGGUCGCGCGGCGAAACACCGCUGCCGACUACAGUGCGUACGAUCAGUGUUUCCGCCGUCGUCGGUCGUGAUUCGCGCGCCGUGAUACCACCGCCACCGCUGCCGCCGCUUACAGUCUCCCUCUAUCAUUCGUCCCCUCCACCAACCCGUUCGUUAUUCCUCUCUCUCUCUCACUCGUCAUUUUAUUUUCUUUUGUUUUCGUCUCCGCUCGUUGCCACUGCUGCCGGUCAAGAGGAGAGAAAAAAAAAAAAAAACUCGUCGUUAAACAUCAAAGUACCGUCUUUACUUUUGUACAUUUUCCACCUCUGCGCUCGUCAUCGAAUUAUUCGUGAUAUUCACGCGGCGGAACAACGCAAUGACGUCGAACGCCGCUACCGCUGGCGAUCAGCAAAAAAACGGCGACCCGAUGAAACAGACGAUGUUGAUCAUCGAACAUAAAAUCAGAAAUCUAGAAAAACGCAAGCUAAAAUUAGAAGGAUACCUUCAACUACAACGCGAAGGAACACUAUUAAGUGAUGAUAAAUUGGUAGCUGCAUCCAAAUUUAAUGAAGUACUUAGUACUUUAGAUUUUGCUAGAAAUUUGAAAAAACAAUUGAGUUCACUUUUAACAACUACAAAACAAAAAAAACACAAUACAGAUGGAGAAAAACUUCCCAUUAAAGUUGAUGUUAAAAUCAAAGAAGUUUUAAUUUUUCAGAAUAUAUUAGAAAAUAUCAAAGAAGAAACUGUGAAAAAAGAUUUAUUAACUGGUGAUAAUGGUGCUGUAAAAUUAACUGACGAUGAGAUCUCUAAACUUUGUCAUUUUUCUAAAAUGGUUUCACCCAAACGUUGUGUAGAAGAAGGAAAACCACUUUUUGAGGAUCAACUUAAGACUGUUUCUAAGCAUUAUGUAAAGCUAAUAGAAAGUAAACCUAAUAUUGUUGCGGGUACGAGUUAUGCUAAUUUAAAAGAAUGUUUGUUAAAAAUUGAAAGAAGUGGUUAUCUAGAUUGUAUAGUAAAAAAUGUUGAUAAAGAAGUAGAGGUACCUAAUGAAGUUAAUAACCUAGAAACCCAAGUAUCUCAAACUGUAAAUCAGCCAAUAGUUUCUAAUGAUGAUCACAUACCUGAUAAUGUACCAAAUUCCGGUGUUCCAAAUGUAGAAUACACAGCAAAUAAAAUUGAAACAAUUUAUUUUACAAAUAAUAAUAUUAGUGGAAAUACUGUUGAACAAAAAACAUACCAAAAUAGGAAUGAUACAGAAUCAGUAUUGAAUACUUCAUUUGAUUUUUUACAAGACUCCCUGCUCGAAGAAGAUCAUGUCAAUGUCAACUUGGAUUCCAUUCCUACUCAAACAUUUUCAUCUUCUCUGUAUACUAACAAUGGACCAACAGAUGAAGCAAUUUUAAAAAUACUUUCUACUCCUCCUCAGCACCAUGCUUUGAAUUCUGUUCCUUACAAAGAAUCAAAACUAAACCAUUUAGGAAAUGUUGUGAAUGUUUCAAACUCAAAUUCCUGGACAGGAAAAUCUGAAGUUAAUUGGCAAAAUAGAACAGAAACUGUGGAUAGUAAUAAUUUACCAAGAGAAAAUUGGUCAAUGGCUCAAAUGAUUAGUAAUACUACAAAUAAUGAUUGGCUUAUUAAAAAUAAUUGGGUUCAGAUGGCUGAAGAAGAUAAACAGCAAGAACCACCAAAUCAACCAUCACAAAAAAAUUCUUCCAAUUUCGGUUUAGUUACUAAUGGAUAUACAGAGAAUCUCAAUGAGUUAUUACAAAAAUCAGUAGUUUUCAGUAAACAAGAAUCAUACCCUGUUACCACUUCAUCGAAUAACUCAACAUUUUAUCAAAAUAGUUAUGGGCAACAAUCACCUAAUCAUAAUAUUGGACAUUAUACUAACUCCAACAAUAGUUUUGACCGAAACCAAUCUAAUGAUUUUAAUAAAAGAUCUGCUCCCUUAAAAAAUAAAGUUCCGUAUACAGGAGAAGGUGGACCAUCAAGAGGUUAUCAACAAGGCAACUCAUAUGUUUAUAGUAAUCGCUCAUAUAAAAAUAACAGUAAUCAAUAUAGUAACAAUGAUUAUUCCCGAAUCUCACGACAAACAUAACAAAAAUUGCUAUUAAUAUAAUAAAAAUUCAUUCAAUGAAUUGCCUAAUUGAAUAUUCUGCUAUGGAUUUCUCCUUUAAAAUCUAAAUUAGUUUGUAUAUAUCCACCUUCCCUCUCACCAAUAUCAACCUACUAGAUAAUACCAAAUAUUUUUUUUAAUAAAACAUCCUUUAUUUAUUCAUUUCUUAUUCAGUAUUUAUCUGAAUUAUUUAACAGCUAUAUACAUAUAUAAUAUAGAAUUUGAAUGUAAAGUUGUUGAGCUGUUACUUUAUUGCACAAAAAAUUAAGCUUAAAGUCUUAGCAUAAAUUAAUAAUUGCAUAAUUAACAUUAAAUUCAUGUAGAUUUAAUUGAUUAUAUUUUGUUUUUAUCAAACAUGUGUCAUUAUUCCUUGAUCAGUAUCUAAAAUAAAUUUUAAGGGGUAUUUUUGGCGUUUUUGUUCUUGGUGGCGGUCAAUUUCUAUUUAUAUAUAUAUAUAUAUUUACAAAUUUAUUAUAAUUACAUUUUUCCAUUAAGUUCAAAAU
Sipha flava (yellow sugarcane aphid) is the source of this 2964-nucleotide messenger RNA. Its product is annotated as caprin-2-like. NCBI's taxonomy places the organism in Eukaryota, Metazoa, Arthropoda, Insecta, Hemiptera, Aphididae. Gene Ontology annotation, molecular function: RNA binding. The record is from RefSeq and is a predicted model, not a curated record. The transcript is spliced from 10 exons. Gene Ontology annotation, cellular component: cytoplasm. The coding region runs from base 719 to 2443 and encodes 574 amino acids.